AUGAUGCGCUGGAUAUGUGGCGACAUAGGGUGCAAACUAUCAUACUAUCUUGUAUAUCUUUCCGUACUGAUUAGCGUUUACACCCUAGUUAUCAUGUCUCUAGACCGUUAUCUAGCAAUAGUUCACCCAAUUACAUCAAAGAUAUUUCAAACUAGCCAGAAUGUUAACCUACUCGUUUUUAUCGCAUGUAUUUCAAAAACUUCAGAGUUCUUAGCGUAUGUCAACAGAUGCAUAAAUCCUAUUUUGUAUACCUUUAUCUCAACAAAAUACAGACAAAGUCUCCGAAAACUUUUGUGCUGUAAACGUCUACGACAGAAUAACUUCAACAGUUAA
Messenger RNA from Mytilus californianus (California mussel), 333 nucleotides. Its product is annotated as allatostatin-A receptor-like. Gene Ontology annotation, cellular component: membrane. The record is from RefSeq and is a predicted model, not a curated record. NCBI's taxonomy places the organism in Eukaryota, Metazoa, Mollusca, Bivalvia, Mytilida, Mytilidae. The coding region runs from base 1 to 333 and encodes 110 amino acids. The transcript is spliced from 3 exons. Gene Ontology annotation, molecular function: G protein-coupled receptor activity. Gene Ontology annotation, biological process: G protein-coupled receptor signaling pathway.